This is a messenger RNA of Racocetra persica, 267 nucleotides long. NCBI's taxonomy places the organism in Eukaryota, Fungi, Glomeromycota, Glomeromycetes, Diversisporales, Gigasporaceae. The record is from the annotation of a GenBank genome assembly.
AUGAAAAAAUUGGAUAAAGAAAUGAAAGAAUCAAAUCGUCACAUUUUACUUAUCAUUGAUAAAGCCUCAACACACGUUAUUACUGGCCUCACCCUGACUAAUGUGAAAAUACUCGUGUUGCCUGCACAUGUAACAUCCAAAAUCCAACCGAUGGACGCUGGUAUUAUCGCGUCAUUCAAACUUCAUUAUCGUCACCUCCAGCUCCAACAUGCCAUUGAUCGUGAUGAAGCCGGUGAGAGAGACGUAUAUAAAGUUGAUCAAUUGCAG